AUGGCCUUGGUGCGGCGCCACGCGCCCUCGUUCGCCUUCUGGUGCGGCCCCGCCUGCUUCGUCGUCACCGCGCACCCCCUGGACUACGAGGCGGUGCUCACCAGCCGCAGGUUCAACGACAAGUCCUCGUGGUACCCGAUGCUGCGCGCGGCCCUGGGCAGGGGGCUCAUCGUGCUGAGCGGCGAGCCGUGGCGCCGACACCGCAAGGCCGUGGCGCCGUCCCUGCACCAGCGGGUGCUCGCGCAGAACGUGCAGGUCUUCCACCGCAAGGCGCGGGAUGUGUCCGACGAGCUGCUGGGGCCCGCCGCCGCCACCGGCGCCCCGCUGGACAUCAAGGGCUUCUGCGACCUGGUGUCCAUGGACGCCGUGUGCGAGACCAUCCUCUCGGCGGACUUGUCCGACGACCGCGACGCCCUCAAGAGCUUCGUGGACGCCAAGAACGACUCGUGCGCCCUGGUGGCGCGCCGCGUGUGCAGGCCCUGGCUCCUCUUGGACCUGGUGUACGCCCUGACCGCGGAGGAGCGCGAGGCGCGGCGCAUCGAGGCGCUCACGGACCGCUUCGUGGACGAGGUCAUCAGACGCAAGAGGGCCGAGCGGCGGGACGAGGGGCACGCCGACAGGCAGCGGUCCUUCCUGCAGCACGUCCUGGCGGACUCGGCCGCGGCGUCCCUGCUGUCCGACGAGGAGCUCCGCGAGGAGGCCAAGGCCAUGGUCAUCGCCGGCGAGGGCACGGUCGCCAACGCGCUCAGCUUCACGCUCCUCAUGCUGGCCAUGCACCCCGACGUGCAGCAGGCCGUGCAGCAGGAGCUGCAGGACGUGUUCGGCGAGGACCCCGGCCGCGGCGUCACGGAGCACGACCUGCCGCACCUGGAGCUGCUGGAGCGCGUCGUCCUGGAGACGCUGCGCCUGUUCCCGCUGGUGGCCGUGUUCCUCCGCCACGUCGCCGAGGACACGGCGCUGCCGAACUUCCACAUGCACCGCGACCCCGCCUGGUACCCCGACCCGCUGCGCUUCGACCCCGACAGGUUCCUGCCGGACCAAGUCCGCGGCCGGCCCCCGCUCAGCUUCGCGGCCUUCAGCGCGGGCCCGCGGUCGUGCAUCGGCCAGCGCUACGCCAUCAUGUACCUCAAGACGGUGCUGAGCACGGUGCUGCGGCGCUACGAGGUGCACCGCGCGCCGGGCGACACCCGCACCGUGGCCGACCUGCCCGUCGAGAUCGGCGUCAUCCUCAGCCUGGACGGCGGCUUCCCCGUCACAGUGUCCCGCCGGCGCGAGACCGCAACGACGAGGAGUGCCGAGUCCGACGCUCAUUUGGAAACAAUAAAUAAAUGA
Molecule: messenger RNA, 1332 nt
Organism: Thrips palmi
Lineage: Eukaryota; Metazoa; Arthropoda; Insecta; Thysanoptera; Thripidae
Product: cytochrome P450 4V2-like
Exons: 5
Coding region: 1-1332 (443 amino acids)
Molecular function (GO): heme binding; oxidoreductase activity, acting on paired donors, with incorporation or reduction of molecular oxygen; iron ion binding
Source: RefSeq, a predicted model, not a curated record